Molecule: messenger RNA, 1296 nt
Organism: Tetrapisispora phaffii CBS 4417
Lineage: Eukaryota; Fungi; Ascomycota; Saccharomycetes; Saccharomycetales; Saccharomycetaceae
Gene: HST3
Product: NAD-dependent histone deacetylase HST3
Exons: 1
Coding region: 1-1296 (431 amino acids)
Molecular function (GO): NAD+ binding
Source: RefSeq, a predicted model, not a curated record
AUGAUGACAACCACGUCUCCCGAGGCGUCAAGGUCGUCGAGUUUUAAUUUCGCUGAUAAGUUCAGUUUACAAUCUGAAAGAGUGGUUUCAAUUAUGGAAUUGGAGUCGUCAAAUGAAACUCUUCAAAGAAUUAAUAAGGCAUUGAAUAGGUCAAGAAAAAUUGCAGUACUGACCGGUGCUGGUAUUUCUUGUAAUGCAGGUAUUCCUGAUUUUAGAUCAUCAACGGGUCUUUAUGAUCUGGUUAAGUCACAAUAUCCAGAAUUAACAAUUAGAACAGGUCAGGAAAUGUUUGAUAUUUCAUUGUUUAGAGAUGAAAUGAAGAUUCAAGUGUUUGCAACAUUCAUGGAAAAAUUGUAUACUAGCACUAGACUGGCUAAACCAACAAAAACCCACAGAUUCAUCGCUCAUUUAAGAAAUAGGAAUAAACUAUUACGUUGUUAUACUCAAAAUAUCGAUGGUUUGGAAGAACUUUUAGGUUUGGAGAUGUCUAAGAAAGAAAUGGAAAGUAAAACUAACGGUUUUGUUAACAGAUGGAAGAAUUUUGAUGUUGUUCAGUUGCAUGGUGAUUUGAAUUCCUUAGCAUGCACAAGAUGUUUUCACACCUUUGAAUGGAAUAGGUUCUUAGCAAGAUCAUUUAGAAGAGGUGAAUUGCCAAGUUGUCCGGAAUGUUUAGCAAACAAUGCAAAGAGAACUCAAGAAGGUAAGAGAAACCUGGGCUUGGCUGGGUUUCUCAGACCAAAUAUUGUUUUGUACGGUGAAAAUCACCAAUCCUCAGAAUUCAUUUCACAAGGUAUAAACUAUGAUAUCUCUAAAGGUAGACCUGAUUUUUUAAUUAUCAUGGGUACCAGUUUAAAAGUCGAUGGUGUUAAGAGAGUCGUUAAGACAAUGAGUAAACAAAUUCAUGAAAAAGGUGGUAUUGUCAUACUAGUAAAUAAAACUAUAUUAGCUGAUUCUCAAUGGGCUGGGAUUAUAGAUUAUCAAAUCGUAAGUGACUGUGAUUCAUGGGUAUCAUAUUUGGAAAAAGAUAUUCCAGAAUUGUUUAAGACUCAAGAGCAAUUUGACAAGUUGCGACAACUGAAAAGAGAAGCUAGUCAGUUACGUAAACAAAAGAAAUUACAGAACGAAUCAAAGAAAGAGGAUGCAACACUAAUGUUAAAGACUCCGCCAACUACACCACAGGCAAAAGAAUUGCAGUCGAUAAUAAUAGCUAAAGAUGAAACAGAUAACGUUAAAAGAAAACUGCUCGAGGAAGAAAUUGACGUUAAAGUUAAUUUGAACAAAAAAAUAAAGGUAUAA